CUUAAUAAAUAUAUUUUUUCAUUAUUAUUACAAAAGUGACAUUUAAUGCACUCAAGAGUUCCAUAUUCCAGCAGUUAAAGCAGUAAAUCAACAAGAUCUUACAACUUUUACAGAGAAAAUGUGUCCUGAAGGAUGGAGGAAGUCUGGUUGUUCCUGUUAUCUCCUCUCUACUGAGAAAGCUUCCUGGGAACAAAGCAGACAGCACUGCACAGCCAGAGGAGCAGAUCUGGUGAUCGUAGACAGUUAUGAAGAACAGGAAUUCAUCACCAGCAUGAUCAAUAAACAAACUUGGAUUGGUUUGAAUGACACAAAUCAAGAAGGGACCUGGAAAUGGGUCGAUGGAACUCCACUGACUCUGACGUACUGGGGAUCGACCUUUGAUAAUGGCGGUGCAGCGCUUGGUGAAGAGGACUGUGCAAGUCUUGUAGAUGGAAGGGAAAUCAGAAAAAACUGGAAUGAUCUGCGGUGUACUAGCCGUCUGCAAUGGAUCUGUGAAAAAAAUGCUUAACUUGUGGCUGUGAGGCAGUGGGUUUGUCUUCAAAUAGGAUGGCUGUGGGUUCAACCCCAGCUCAUGCCAUCAAUAUGUUAAUGUAUCCCACUUAACCCCAAAUUGCUCUCUUGGCCAAUGUGUGAA
Molecule: messenger RNA, 634 nt
Organism: Notothenia coriiceps (black rockcod)
Lineage: Eukaryota; Metazoa; Chordata; Actinopteri; Perciformes; Nototheniidae
Product: C-type lectin domain family 4 member E-like
Exons: 3
Coding region: 119-508 (129 amino acids)
Source: RefSeq, a predicted model, not a curated record